This is a messenger RNA of Thalassophryne amazonica, 2439 nucleotides long. RefSeq names its product zinc finger protein 2-like. Gene Ontology annotation, cellular component: nucleus. Gene Ontology annotation, biological process: regulation of transcription by RNA polymerase II. Lineage: Eukaryota; Metazoa; Chordata; Actinopteri; Batrachoidiformes; Batrachoididae. The transcript has 2 exons. The record is from RefSeq and is a predicted model, not a curated record. Gene Ontology annotation, molecular function: RNA polymerase II cis-regulatory region sequence-specific DNA binding; DNA-binding transcription factor activity, RNA polymerase II-specific. Bases 210 to 1247 code for a protein of 345 amino acids.
CAUCAAAAUAAAGACUUCCUCGUCACAAAUGCUGUAGUAGAAGAAGAACGGAUUCGACGAAGAAGAUCCGCCAUUGUUGAGUUCUUUGGCUGCUUUGGAUUUUUGUUCCUUUUCACGCCGAGUUUUCUUGUUUAAGUAGUUAAAUAUUCGGUUUAUUUUACGUUAAAUCUGGGUGGCAGCUGUCAGAAAGUGAAAUAAUUUCAAACAGGAUGUCCUCGUUGCUUUUUGUGACCGGAGGCGAACCGGGUUCGGACCCUCAGAUCAGUUCGGACAUGGAGGUUCUCCGGACGCUGGUCAACCGGAGCCUGACGACGGCCGUGGACGAAAUUCUAGACGUGUUCGGGAAAACUCUGCUCCAGUACAGAGAGCAAAUAGAACAACAGCGCCGCCAGCUGGAUACUCUGCGAGCAGCAGACCAACUGCAAAUUUCCUCCUGGAUUAAACCCUGUCCCGAAGACCAGAUCCUCAGCGUGGCAGUGGAGCAGACGGAGAUCACAGAUGAGGCCGAUGUCCACCACUCCGCUCUAAAAAUCAAGACCGAAGAUUGUGAGGGCAGCUGCAGCGCAUCCCAGCCAGACAGCAACUCUGAUCCACAUUAUGGUCCAGAAUCUGCAUCCGACAUUGGGCUCCUCACGGACCGUUCUGAACCCGAGGAUCGUGGUGACUGGAAAGAGGCGCAUGGACUGUGGAAGUCUGUGGAACCAGCUGAAGCAGAAGGACAAAGUUCUCUGUCAAGUUCAGCGGAGGAGUCGAGCUUUAGCUGUAAGGUUUGUGGCGAAUUGUACCACAGGCGGCAGUACUUACUGAGCCACGCGCAGACACAUUUCAGCGACUGCGGUGUGUGCGGUGAGCACGUGGUGCACGGCGAGAAUCUGAGGCAGCAUCUCAAAGUUCACAAACAGACGCACAGCUGUAACGUUUGCGGUCAGAGCUUCACACUGCGCAGCAACCUGACUAUGCACACACGGAUCCACACCGGCGAGCGACCGUACGGCUGCACUGUCUGCAACAAACGCUUCAGCAGGAAGGCGUCGCUGGUGCGGCACGUCCGCAGCCACACCGGCGAGAAGCCGCACAUCUGCACGCACUGCGGCCGCAGCUUUGUGGAAAAAGGCAACCUGACCGUGCACUUGCGACUGCACACCGGGGAGAAGCCGUACAACUGCAUGACCUGCGGGGGGCGCUUCAGCCAGCUGUCCGGCUACAACAAACACCCCUGUCAGAAAAGACACAAAGACCCCAAGUGAUCUUUGACCUCUUCAAGCAUCUGACUCAUCUGUCCGUCUGUUGCGGCAAAGUGCCUGAACGUUUAAUUAAUCCACAACAUGGAUAAAAAAAUAAAUAAAACACCAAUGAUCAAACGAUUUCUAACAUUACAAAAUGUUUGUUAAAAAGAGUCUUGGAUACUUCAAUAUGCAAUAUAUUUAUUACAGUUUGUAGUAAUUUUACUUUAAUUUUUGACCCUUUUAACAGUGAAAUGUUACUGUCCAUUGCUGAUGAUGAUCUACAUUUUGUAACACUGCAUUUCUAAUCACACAUCAGAACACGCAGAUCCAAAUUGUUUGACCUUGUAAUUCCAGAGGAAUAGAGACAAACCCUGAGUAUUAUUAUUAAAUUAGUGUUGAAUUUGUCCCUGAAUUCUGCAUCUACAACAUAUUUUACAUGCAAAAGCUGUGAAAAGGUAUUUAUUUCUACUUUCGGGAUUUCACAUUUGUUUUUAACAUUAAACAGAAAAAUCCAAGUGUUUGAAUAUGAAUUGGAUCAGGUUUCAACAAAAACCACUGAUGACCAAAGAGACUCCAGAUCAUUUAAAUUAUUCUCCCCGGCAGCUAAAGUUAUUACGAUUAUUAUUAUUUCUUGUUCUUACCAAAACCAGUGACACCAAUCAGCCACACGCACAAACAUUAAUAUUUGCUGUCUCCAACUUAUGAUCUUUCCAGCUGUAAUUUUUAAAAGCAGAAUUGUGAAUAUUAAUGAAAUCCCAACUUGGUGAGGUCAGUAAUACAGCUGGUUUUUAUUUCCACAUGAAGCAUGUGAAGUCAAAUGCUUCUCUCGAAUUUUUUUUUAAUAAGCGUGCUCAAACUGCCACUGUACAAACCACAGGACCACAUGGGCAUCUAAGUUUAAAUUAUUAAUUUCACUUUGAAAUGUAAGAACAUUUUUUAAUUUUGUGAAAAAGCUUUUUUUUUCCCACCACAGCAUCAAAAAGUUUGUGUGUCUGUUAGAAUCUCAAACACACGAUUCAUUUGGCUGUAUCUUUUGUAACACCUCCAAUUCCAUGUUAUCUGUAUUUUGGACAAACUGCGCCCCCACCUGGGCCUCUGCAUGCAUACAGUCUGGUUCAGACAGACGACUGGGCCUUUGGCAGAAGUCUGCAGUCUGACCACCUGAUUGUCCAUUUCAUUUGGAUUUCAUUGUCUGUGUGUGAGAAUUAACAAC